GCAAUAUGUAAACACUUCCGCUUUGAAAAUCCUACAAUAUUUUUGUUUUAUUUUUUGAAAUAUCUCAAAUGCUGAGCAAUUGAUAGAGAUAUCCCUUAAAAUGGAAUGUCUCAUUUAUUCAAAGAACUAUUCCAAUGAGCUACUUGCAGCUCUUAACCAAUUGCGACAGGAGAAGGUUCUCUGUGACGUUACAUUAAUCAGUGAAGAUCAGCAUACAUUCCAUGUGCACGGGUGCAUUCUAUCUGCUAAUAGUCCAUUUUUCUGGAACUACCUCAAAGAACAAGGAUCAUCUCAUAUCGAGUUAUCAAACUUGAAUAGCAAAGAACUAGAAUUAUUUUUAACAGUGCUUUACAGUGGUGUUCUUGAUGUAAAAGAAUGUGAUAAAACUGAAGCAUAUGUUACCCACCUAAAAGCACUUGCAAUUGCACUGGAGCUCAAACCUGUCAUUGAACUUUGUGAGGAAUAUAUACAGUCCAUCAAAGCUAAGACAACUGCUAAUGAUACCUUUGUAGGUAUUAACUCACAAUAUGCUAAAAUCAAUUAUCAAAUAACUCCUAGCUCUGAUAAUAACAAAGAUGACUCUCAAACAAAUGACAUUACUGAAACAAACAAAAUACAAAGCUCUAUCAAAGGAAAGGGAAAACGUGGAAGGCCUAGAAAAGUGAAAAGUAGCGAGGCUGAUUAUUUGCCAUCAAAUCAACCUAAGAAAAUGGUUGAUGAGGCUGAAAUACCCCAAGAGUCAUCCACAACUAACACUGGGAGACCAAAGAGAAAGGCAACUCUCAAAAGAUACUCUAGAUUUGAAGAUAAUGCCAAUGAAGAUGAUGAGGCUAUUGAGAAUCCUGGUGUUGCUUCUUCUAAGCUAUCUGAUAAUGCCCUUCCUAUCAAGAAACGAAAAGAACGAAUGGUGUCUUGCCACAAUGACGCAGCUUUUAUGGCGAUAAGUGAAACUGGAGAAUCAGUCACAGACUCAUUUAACAUGGUACUCACAAAACUUCUUGCACUGGAAAAUGAUAAACAAGAUGUUGUUCAGGAUGAUAACAUUUAUGAUGACACGGAUGCUAACCCUUUGCUGAAAUUAAAUGUUCAGAAAACAUUUGAAGAGGUGAAACAACGUUUGGAAAAAAAGAAAAAAGAAAAUGCAUCCAAGAAACGAGCUGUCAAACCUCUUUCAAAGCGUGAGGCAAAUGAUGAACAAUUAAAAGACUGGAAAUCCUGUACAUACUGCUCAAAAUUUAAAGGGAAAAAGCGAGGUCGUUUUGAGUUUCAUACUCUCUACUGCCACUCGACUCAUAAAUGUACUCACUGCUUCAAACCAUUCUUGAAUGAGGCUGAUCUCAAUUCCCAUCAAUGUUCUAAGAUGGUUCAACAUAUGUGUGAUAUAUGUGGCAAGACUGUUGGCAACAAACAAUCACUUCAGCUACAUAAAGAAGUCCACAAGGGAAUAAAAAAGAAAAUGUGUCCACAUUGUGGAAAGUAUUUCGCGCGGGCAUGCCAGUUAAAACAGCAUGUUGUGCAUAGACAUAGCAGCGAUCGUCCUUUCCAUUGUAAAUUCUGUGACGCAAAAUUUCCUUUGAAAUAUGAACUCAAUCGCCACAUGCAGCGACACACCGACACGCCACAAUUUCUCUGUCCAACAUGUGGCAGCAAAUUUUUUGAAAAAGUAAAACUGAAUAACCAUGUGAAAUAUUGCCAGGAUGACAGUGAAAACAACAUGAAGUCCACUGUUGAAUUACCUCAACGCUAUGAGAUACAGUUCACUAAUGAUGGUACCCUAACGGCAGUAGAAACUGAUCUUGCGUGUGAUCGUGAUUAUUCCUUCCUACAACGCCCAUUAGAGAUUCAAAUCGUUGAUCCAGAGGGUAUUGAAAAAGAUAUGGAUGAUCUACCAUGUGUUGAACAAUUACACAAUCAGAUCCAGCAAGUCAUGCAACAGAAUGCACUUGAGGAACUCUCUGAGCCCAUAGAGAACACUGUAGAAGUAGUCUCAGCAGUAGAGAAUAUUAUACACAAUGCUGCCUUACAUGAAGGCCAAACAGUGGGCCAAGUGAAAUCAGACGAGGAAUAUGCUCUACCUAAUUAUAUGUAUGCUGUCUAUCAGCAGUAGCUCAAUUGGAGUGAUAUAGAGUGGACGUUUACAAUUUAUGUGUGUUUUAUACGAUAUAAUUUUACAAAUAUGAUACUAUAAAAUUGAGUUAUAGAGCACAUCAGGAUUCAUUAAAUGUAAGACUGUAAAUAGAGGGGAUAACAAAACUCAAAAGAUCCAGGAUUUCUCAUCAAAAACUCAUUAGUAAGACAAGUUGCAUUAUAUACUGCUUUAAACAUGAGGCUAAAUGUGACAUGUUCAGGUUAGCACAUUUUAAUGAUGGGUUGACCUGAUUAAAUCAUUUUCACACAAUGCAAAAUUUUUUGAACAAUUUUAUUAAAAGCAGUUAUUUAUGUCUGGGUCUUUCUCAUU
Owenia fusiformis is the source of this 2458-nucleotide messenger RNA. The record is from the annotation of a GenBank genome assembly. NCBI's taxonomy places the organism in Eukaryota, Metazoa, Annelida, Polychaeta, Sabellida, Oweniidae.